CAAAUCAUUAAUAAGGUCAUUGACAACUAAUGGAUAUGCAGUGGUGGAAUUUACAGAAGAAAAGGAAGUUGAUGUGGUUCCUAUGAGGUGGUUAGCUGAAAAUGAAACUAUGUGCCAGUGGCCAACCUUUAGAAUGACAGCCAAAAUAAGAAAGGCAGUGAAGGCAAAUAUUGCCCCGAAUGCAGAAUUUAGACCUCUUCCAGUCAGGGUACUGGCAAAAACAACGGAGUACAACGAUGCACGGAAAAAACUGUCAAAAGCAACAUAUACAUCAGACUUGCAAACUGAUGCUGAAGAGAACGAGGAUAUUGGUUCCAGGAAGACCAAAAAACCAAGCCGUUUUGAGUCUUCAGAUUCAGAAGAAGUUGAGUGUGAUAAACAACAAGAUGAGGAACACCACCGACAACAGAUUAGAAAAUCUCCUCGAAAGAUUCAAAGGAAAAUUGCCCCCACCAAAUCUGCCAAGCCUUCCAGCUCCCCCAUGUCAGCCCUCGUCUUCAAAACCAACAAAAACUAA
Molecule: messenger RNA, 517 nt
Organism: Saccostrea echinata
Lineage: Eukaryota; Metazoa; Mollusca; Bivalvia; Ostreida; Ostreidae
Exons: 3
Coding region: 83-517 (144 amino acids)
Source: RefSeq, a predicted model, not a curated record